This is a messenger RNA of Thelazia callipaeda (thelaziosis nematode), 453 nucleotides long. The record is from the annotation of a GenBank genome assembly. NCBI's taxonomy places the organism in Eukaryota, Metazoa, Nematoda, Chromadorea, Rhabditida, Thelaziidae.
AUGCGCAAUCUUUGGCUACUCUUCGUGAUCUUUUAUAAAGCAAAAGCAGAAUUCCAACACAACCAGUUCCGACGGUAUACAUGCUUUAUCACAAAUGAUGACGAGCCAUCUGACUGCACGUUAACAUUUAAGGACGAUACAGAAAGAACAGCAAUCAAUGACAAUGGCUGCUUCACUGAAAAAGAUGCAACACGUGAUCAGGUUCUAACAUACUGCCCGCUGCAAUGUCCAGAAGCUGAAUCAGCUUACGUGAUGUUAAAGCAUCCCUCAAACAACAACAAAUGUUUGGCAUUCUUCACAUAUAAUGUUACUCGGCGCAAAAAUGACUGGUUUUUGUGGCGAUCCGGAAAAUGCCUCUUUGAAGAAAUACAAUUCGAUAUUGGUUGCACAUUUCCAUUUAAGAAAAACACAAAUUUAAGCACUGUUAGGCAGGAGGUAGGAGAUGCGAAAUGA